Molecule: messenger RNA, 936 nt
Organism: Rhodotorula toruloides NP11
Lineage: Eukaryota; Fungi; Basidiomycota; Microbotryomycetes; Sporidiobolales; Sporidiobolaceae
Exons: 2
Coding region: 1-936 (311 amino acids)
Source: RefSeq, a predicted model, not a curated record
AUGCUCUCUGUUCUACCGCUAGAGCUGCAGCUCCAUAUCCUCGAGCUCGCCCUCCCGCCCCUCAUCCUCGCCCGCCUCGACGAACGAGCCCAACUCUGCAAGACCUUCUCCCUCGUCCACCGCACCUGGACGCGUAUUGCACAGCGCGAACUCUACGAGCAUGUUUCUUGCGCCGACGAAGCGUCCAUUCUCGGGCUCGCGGCGGGUAUGAAGGGACGUUGGCCGAUCAAGCGACUUCGCCUCGAAUACCUUCCUGCAUGCCGCAACCGCUUCAAGAGGCUCAUGAAGAAUGCGCUGGCUCGAGGGGAUGUUGAGCAGAUCUGGCUGUCGGGACGGUUGACCGAGAGUGACCACUUCAUCGAAGGCGCUCAUGCUCUCAAGAAGCUGUAUCUGCUCAACACGAUUCUCUGGAACGCUAUGUCCAUCAUUGACGACUCCACCUCACGCAACUUAACAUACCUCUUCGUCAGCGACGUCGGCCUUGCACCUUUCCCCGCCGACUUGCAGCUGCAGACGCUUCUGCUCAGCUGUGUCACUUUGGAUCACCCUGCGGAGACCUCUUUCGCCCAUUUGUCAGCCGUGCGUAUACUCGGCUUGAUCGCGACUGUUCCCCUCAUCCUCAUCGCCAAUGACCUUCCUCCGCUUCUGCGACACUUGGCGUACUACGAUGCGGACUGGGAGUCGGAAGACGAGGAGCCCGACGAGAAUGAUCAGGCGCGAGUCAAUGCGCUCUCUGCGAUGCGCGAGAAGCACCGGCCCGCCAUGGCGAAGCUGGCGCAAAGGCUCGCUUCCUGUACGAGCAAUACGGAUGCAGGCGAGCGUAGACCGUGGAGCUACGUUCUCGAGGAACAGGUGGAGGAAGCGGGCGGCAAAUUCACGGUGAUCGACGACGACAACUUCGACCUCGAGGAAUGGGCGUGGUCUCUCGGCGCGUAG